Arthroderma uncinatum is the source of this 2250-nucleotide messenger RNA. Its product is annotated as forkhead box protein. The transcript has a single exon. Bases 1 to 2250 code for a protein of 749 amino acids. Gene Ontology annotation, biological process: regulation of transcription by RNA polymerase II. The record is from RefSeq and is a predicted model, not a curated record. Gene Ontology annotation, molecular function: RNA polymerase II cis-regulatory region sequence-specific DNA binding; DNA-binding transcription factor activity, RNA polymerase II-specific. Lineage: Eukaryota; Fungi; Ascomycota; Eurotiomycetes; Onygenales; Arthrodermataceae.
AUGGCUUCGACGCGCCAUCCGCCUCCGCUGCGUAUAUACCAGGACCCUCCGGCGGCUUCGGCACCGCCAGCUGAAGGCCAGCCCGGCGCAAAACCGUCCAAGACGCAGCGUAAACAGCUACAGCCAUCGCCCAUGCCGCUUCAGCCCCUCGGUAACUCGGCGAGAAACAACCGUGAUAUCGUCCUGAACCCGCCGUCGAUGGACCCUUUCUACAACCAGUCUCCCAUCAAGCACCAGCGUCGCACGAGCGCCCACAUCGCACACAAUAAGCUGGAAUAUCUGCCCAUCUCAGCACCGAAGCCUGCCAGGUUUCCUACCGACUCGCCGGCAAAGAAGCUCGCUCACGAACAGUAUCCUCGACAUCCUCUGCCUCCACAUCCGUCACGCCUUCCGCUCUUCACGACGUUCCCCAGUGUUCCUACCAAGUCAUUUGGAUCCUCGUCCAGGGCAGGAAUCCAACAGGAGAACUUCACCUCCCUCCCGGCGGCACCGCGCGCGUCUUCGGGGAUGCACGCUCCGGCCAAACGCCGGCUGACAGUCGGCAGUGACUCCCAGCGAGACCCGCCCGUGAAGAAGAUCAAGCGUGAAGAGCGCGAGCAGUCGGCGCCUAUACCAACUCGCCUGCCAGAGCCACAUGAGAUGCCCCCUGUCGAAGACGACGGAUCCAAACCGCCCUACAGUUAUGCGAUUCUCAUAGGAAUGGCCAUUCUUCGUGCUACCAACCGUCGUCUUACCCUGGCCCAGAUCUAUAAGUGGAUCUCUGACAACUUUGCCUUUUACCGUGCUGGCGAUUUCGGAUGGCAGAACAGUAUUCGCCAUAAUCUGAGUCUUCACAAGGCAUUUAUCAAACAGGAACGUCCAAAGGAUGACCCAGGAAAGGGUCACUACUGGGUCAUUGAACCUGGUAUGGAGGCCCAGUUCCUCAAGGACAAGCCGUUUCGCAAAGCUGCCAUCAUGUCUACCAUUCCUGUCACCCAGCAGCCUCCUAUCCCGUUGAACACCCCACAGCAACAGGAUCUGCCACCGGCACCAACCUCAAGCAAUACCGGCCUUGCGACCAUCAAUUAUAUCCCGUCCACAACCGAACAGGAGGCACCUGUUUCAGCCAUCCAAGAUCUCUCUUCUGAUGCCACUCUUCCGGCUUCUGACCCCGCCCUUCAAGAGGAUGUCAGUGACGAGCAGGAGCAGGAGCAGCCACAGCCGCAGGCAGAACACCAUUUCUCAUCACCACUGCAGGCAAUGCGCUCCUCUCCGCCGGUUGCACCACGCAUCUUCCGCCGUCAAGCUACUCCGCCAACGCCGUCUCGUCCUGCUACCGCUUCUGCCGGUGUUCCACGUUCAAGGAGGCGCAAGCCCUCGAACAUGAAUGACAGCGGUUAUUAUUCCUCCCUCGAGUCCUCGGCGAUGAGACCUCGUGUGGCAGCUGGACACAUUUUGACUUCAGAUCUAGAUAUCGAACCUCCACGCAUCAAACGUGGCCGCGCUGAAGAAGAAAUAGCUCGCAUCCGAAGCUCUUCACACGACAUCAGCCCGAUGCGGCUAGGAACUCUACGAGACUCUGCUCAGGCUGCCAUUGGCUCGUCGCCUCUCAGAAACGAGUAUCUUUCUAUCCACGCCGCUCCUCUAACUCCAGGUAUCAAGUUCAAGAAGCCAAUCAAGCCUCCACCUUUCCUAUCACCAAACACCAACUUGCAGAACCACCGCCGCAAAAUUCAGCAGAUGGUCAACUCUCCAAUAAAACGCCUGGGACUGGGCGAAGAUGUACAGCAACCCUGGAGCCCGGCAUUUAACCUCCACGACGAAGUAUUCACUUCCAAUGACAACCUUCGCCUACCAUUUGACCCAUUCUCAGAUAACUUCUUGGCUAAUGUUGGCACGCCGACCUUUGGUUCACCCGAAAAACGCUCUGUUAGGAGCGAUAAUCACGGAGCCGGCGUUCUUACUGAUAUCACUGCCCUCAGCGCCAACACGCGUCUGAAGACACCCGUCGAUAAAUCCAAAGCCUACAGAUUCCAAGAGUCGCCUUGCAAACGCCUUGAUCCAGAUCGCUACAUCGACGCGUCCAAUGAUGAGUUAUUCUCAUUCAACCUCUUCAGCGAGGACGGCGCAGGCGAAGUCGACGGUGUAGAUCUCUUGCAAGGAUUCGAGAAAAUUGGACAGCAGCCUUCAAAGGAAGAACGCUCUCCCAAACAGUUUCUUGGAAAGGGCUCGCGGAUUUGUCACGGGCCCAAGGGUGGUAUCCGAUUUUGA